AUGGGGCAGCCAUGGGAACCGUUCACACUCGGCUUGUUCGACGUGAACACGUCAUACACAUGUGUGUUGGAGUGUCGGGUGAAACUCAAGACAGCACAGUUAACGAGGUCAGGUUCUCAAGUGCUGGAAAGACCCGGAGUCCCCAGCCAAGAGGCCGAUCCCUGGUCAGAGCAAGAUUUUAUUUCCAGGAGCGGUUCUACAAGGCUGAACGAGCCUAGCGCUCAAAGCCAAGAACUCUAUCGGAGUAAGACCGUAGCCUGGUCAACGCAAGAAUUGGAAAAAUUGGCGAACCUGGCCGAAAGGCACAGGACAGCCAAGGGUCGCGUGCAGUGGGCCGUUUUGGAGCGAGAGUUCUCUUCAAGUGCCACGCACGACGACCCAAUAAGAACGGCGGAGUCCCUUCGAGCCGCUUAUCGGAGGUUUUUUAAGACCUCCACCAGAACAUCUGGGGUGAGUACUCAACGUGCAGAAGUGCACAGCAUGGAACGCGCUGAGGAAAACCCCAACGAUCUCAGCUCGGAGGACCGUCGACCAGGCAGAGUGUCUACAGGGCAAAUGAAUAUCAACCAUGCCUACGACUCAGCAAUGAGCGAUGGCGUAACUACGGCCCAACAGACACUCAUCGCCUCCACCAGUGGUGCUAUAGAAACAGCGAGUGCGAACAGCGCUCACGUAACAGAGCUUCCCCCGAGGAAGCGCACCGCCUGGACCGAGAGCGAGCUUGGUAAACUGGCGAACCUGGUCGAGAGACACAGGACAGCCGACGGGGGAGUGCAGUGGGCUGAACUGGGCUCUGCCUGGGAAAGCUCACGACGCACACAAGACCCCAAAAGAACGGUGUCAGCUCUGAAAGCUGCCUAUGCGAAACUGUCUAAGAAAACUAGGCAGACUGACCAUAGUGCAGCCUCUGAUGGAUUAGCUGAUCUUAGAACUUCGAGCAUCCCAAGCUGUCCACAAGUGGGCAGUCCAAGGGAAGCUCACGCGAGUCAGCAAAAUGAGGACCCCGCAGGCGGGGUUUCUCGACUACAAUUCAUCAGCGAUGGUAGGAGCUCACCGACUCAGGGAACUAGAAGUCCAUUAGGCUUGAGAAUAAUAUCUAGUCGAGGAGACCGCCCCCAGGGAGGCGGAACUACCGAGACUCCCGAAUCUCAGCCAAUUGAAACGCUCCCUCAGCGGAAGCGAAAUGUUUGGACUGAAAGUGAACUGGGUAAACUGGCGAACCUGGUCGAGAGACACAGGACAGCCAACGGGAGUGUGCAAUGGGCUGAACUGGGCUCUGCCUGGGAAAGCCUCAGAAGCACACAAGAACCCAAAAGAACGGUGUCGGCUCUGAAAGCUGCAUAUGCAAAACUGUCUAAGAGAAUUAGGCAGGUUGACCAUAGUGCAGACUCUGAUGGGUUAGCUGACCUUAGAAUACCGAGCUCCCAAAGCUGUUCGCAAGCGGACAGUCAAAUGGGGGCUCACGUGAGUCAACAAGAAGAGGAACUCGGAAACGUGUUUUCUCUUCGACAAUCCAUCAGCGACGAUAGGAGCCCACCGGCCCAGCUAGCUAGAAGUCCAUCAGACUUGAGAACAACGCCUAGUCGAGGAGACCGCCCCCAGGGAGGCGGAACUACCGGGACUCUCGAAUCUCAGUCUAUUGAAACGCUCCCCCAGAGGAAGCGAAAUCUUUGGACUGAAAGUGAACUGGGUAGACUGCCGAACCUGGUAGAGAGGCACAGGACAGCCAAGGGGGGUGUGCAAUGGACUGAACUGGGCUCUGCCUGGGAAAGCUCGCGAAGCACACAAGACCCCAAAAGAACUGUUAAAGCACUACAAGCUGCUUAUGCGAAGCUCGCCAAGCGGGCUGAAAGCAUAGCAGUUUCUGAAGGCCUAGCUGUGCUUAGAACAUCGAGCCGUAAUAGUUGCCCCCAACAAGGCAGCCAAAAUACGGUUUUCGAGAGCCAGCCUGACGUAGGGGGAGAAAACCCCGGUCACCAGGUCUCCGGAGAAGUAGCAAGCUUACAGUAUAACACAGAAUCGUCAGAGGGAACGACUGAAAUAGAAAAUCAGAGUCCUGAAGGCAACUCGCAAGAGUUGUCUCUCGGUAGGACUCACGAACCUCAGUGA
This is a messenger RNA of Haemonchus placei, 2109 nucleotides long. Lineage: Eukaryota; Metazoa; Nematoda; Chromadorea; Rhabditida; Trichostrongylidae. The record is from the annotation of a GenBank genome assembly.